This is a messenger RNA of Trematosphaeria pertusa, 396 nucleotides long. RefSeq lists its product as uncharacterized. The record is from RefSeq and is a predicted model, not a curated record. Bases 1 to 396 code for a protein of 131 amino acids. NCBI's taxonomy places the organism in Eukaryota, Fungi, Ascomycota, Dothideomycetes, Pleosporales, Trematosphaeriaceae. The transcript has a single exon.
AUGAGUUCAAGCCACCAGCAGCAGAGCGAGCCUUGCGGGGAGAUGGACAGCGCGACACUUAUUAGAAAACUCACAACGCAGCUCCGCCAGGUUACCAACUUAUGCACCAGCCUAGGCGGCCAGCUCGAGGCCGAGAAAGAGAAGCAUCAGCGGGAGAAAGACGAAUGGCUAAAGAAGGAGAAAGCAUACCAGGACGAAUCAGGGAAGCAACGACGCGUUAUCCAAGCGCUGAGUAAGUCUGUUGCGGAUUAUGGUGCUACCGCUAUCCUGUCUGAGGAGGUUGUCGCCCUCCGAACCUCCGUGCUCGAACAAAGUAGAAAUCUGCAGGCUCUGUUCACCGCAAUGCGCGAAGAAUUGGAAAGUGAAGAAGCAAAAGAUCAUUCUUCUGCUUUGUAA